This is a messenger RNA of Lobosporangium transversale, 606 nucleotides long. RefSeq lists its product as hypothetical. The transcript has a single exon. The record is from RefSeq and is a predicted model, not a curated record. Lineage: Eukaryota; Fungi; Mortierellomycota; Mortierellomycetes; Mortierellales; Mortierellaceae. The coding region runs from base 1 to 606 and encodes 201 amino acids.
AUGACUUUUCAUUACCCAGAAACAGCGCAGGAAGACCCUUCUAUUGAAGCGCUGCGCAGAGAGUUGGCAGCUGUUUCGCUAGUGCUCAGAAACACACAACAGGAUCUCAAGGAUGUUGAAGAUAACCUCGCAUACAUUCAAGCAGAGCGCAAUACAGCACUAUUCAGUCUCGCUGAGACCAAACUCGACCUGCAAAACGCCAGAGACGCUCUUGCCAAUAGUGAGCGUGCACGCCGAGAGGCCAAUCAGGAUCGGGUCAUUUCUCGCCCUUGUAAAGAGCAGGAAGUCUUUGUUAUUUUAAAGUUUCAAAAGCCUCAACCAUCACCUGUCGGAGGAUUUCGCAUCUUUGCACAGCAACGAAAGGUCGUUGACCGCAGACUGAAGCAAUUCAUUGCUGAUAACCCUGAGCUGGAUGCCGUUGAUGUUGAGGAGUUGCGAUUUGAUCGUUCGCCGAGGGGAGAAAACGUCAUUCAACAUAUGAGGCGCGAUAAAGAUGCCCCAAUCAAGCUCAGUCGUCGCAACUUCAUCCUCAAGGACGGCAAGACGGAGGAUGAGAUGGUUGAAUAUAUCACACGAGUUUUCAACACCCAUACCCAGGAGAACUAA